AUGAAUAAUAUAGAUAGUAAAUCAUCUGAUAUUAGUGUGUUGGUUGAUCAAACUAAAUCUACAACUUUAGCUUCAACGUCAACUGCAACAACAAACUUGACGACGUCGACAACGACAACAUCAUCAACAUUAACAACUUCUACAUCUUCAUCAUCGGGUGUAGCAACAGUAUCAUCACCUUCACCUUCGUCUUCCUCCAAUUCAUUACCAUCUUCAUCUUCAUCUUCAUCUUCAUUGUCUUCACCCAUCAUAUCAACAUCAUCUCAAACGACAACAUCAACAACAACAACACCACAUCAACAAAAAGAAUCAAAAUGGGAUUUGACAAAACCAAAAGAAUUUGCAGUAGUGGUAGAUAAUAAUAUUAAUAAUAUCAAUAAUAAUAAUAAUAUUUCGAAUGCUGCAAAUUUACAUUUAAGUGGUGGUGGUGGUGGUGCAAAUGGAAGUGUUGCAAAUAGCAGUAAUCCUGUUGGUGGUGCGGCAGCAGUUGUUAUGGCACCACACCAUGGUUUGCUACCAUUCCCAUCGUCGGUGUAUCAUCAACCUCAUUAUCAUCCCUAUGCGCACCAACAUCACCACUAUAGCAAUAGAAUGAACAAUUCUAACUACUUCCGAGGUGUUGCUGGUGCUGGCACUGUACAGCGUCAGAGUCAAACAAGUACUGCCGAACGAUUUGAAGAUGAGCAUAAGCGAGCAUCUGGUAGGUCAAUCGUCAGUAGCACUACUACAACCACCACCAGUAGUAGUAGUACAAGUCGUGUUAGUGGGUGGGAUAGAGAUGUCAGUCGUGAUGUCACUCGUGAUGUUACCAUUGAACAAAGAGAUAGUCGGGAAAGUAAUGAUCGUGAUAGAGACAUAAGAGAUAGUCGUGACAGAGAUAUUAGAGACAGAGAUAGAGAAAAAGAAAGAGAAUCUGAGAGAGAUAGAGACAGAGAUAUUAGAGACAGAGAUAGAGAAUCUGAGCGUGAUAGGGAUAUUAGAGAUAGAGACCAAGAUCUAAGAGAUAGUCGGGAAAGAGACAUUAGAGAUAGAGAUAGAGACAGAGAUAGAGAUAGAGAUCUAAGAAGUAGCAGAGAUAGUCGAGAGAGAGAUAGGGAUAGAGAUAGAGAUAGAGAUCUUAGAGGUAGUAGAGAUAGUAUAUAUAGUAAAGAUAGAGAUAGAGACAGAGACAGAGAUAGAGAUAGGGAUAGAGAUAGAGAUAGAGACUAUAGGGAUAGAGAUAGAGUUGAUAAAGAUAGAGAUAGAGAAAGAGAAAGAGAGAGGGAAAGAGAAAGAGAGAGAGAAAGGAAUAGAGAAAAGGAAAGGGAUAGAAAUGAUAAAGAUAGAGAUUUAAAAGGAAGUAGAAAUAGUAUUAUUAACAAUAGUAGUAGUAGUAUUAGUAGCAGCAGUAGUAGUAUUAGUAGUAGUGUAACAAAAGAAAGUAGUGUUGUUGCCGAUGUAAAAAAAGAGAAUAUAGAGAGUGACAGUAUCGAGAGUAAACUGAAUCGGCUGAGUUUGGCAGAGAAACAGAUAUUUCAACAGACAUCGAACCAGAUAUUGAGUAUACUAAAGAACAAUGGUACAUUCGAUCGGAUCAGAAAGAUCAUUGCAACUCAGCUGGUGGAGAACGGUGUACAAGAAAACUUGAAACUCGAAGCCAAGACAAGGUUGGAGAGCUCCGCUAUUCUGAAGCAAUACUUGAAAGAUAAAACCAUAAACAAGAGAUCGAUAUUCCUACAGCUAAGGCGAGAGACAGAGUAUAUCACUGGCUCCAUCAAGAAAGAACUGAUACAUAUAAUCAAAGAGAAAGAUAAAGAACCAUCGCUAUCUUUAUUAGAAUCAAUAGAUCAGUUAAUUACUUCUUUAAAUGAGGAAGAAAAGGUAAAUCAAUCGAAUACAUCACCAAAUAUUUCAUCGGUAUCGAGUUCAAGCUCAACAACUACAACUACGACGACAACUACAUCUGCAACAACAGCCAAUAAGAAACAUAUGAUUAAAGUAAUACCAAAGGGUCCAAUGUUAAAGAGACCUGUUUCGAAUAAGCCUGCUCUACUGAAUAAAGACAAGGAUGAAGACGAACAAUCGCUACAACAUGACAUUGGUUUGAUAAGAAGACAACCACUAAGCAUUUCACCGAAUAAAAAGAAGUUGGCCGAAGAUGCUACUGGUACUAGAGAAAAGAUCGAUAUUGUAGAGAGUCGAACUCACCAAGUCAAUGGUAAAACACUGACUAUUAAAUCUACAAAACAAAAGAUAGAUAGUAGUGAUAGUAGUGAUAGUAGUGAUGAUAGCGAUGAUGAAGAAGAUAGCAGUAGUAAUAGUAGUGGUGAUGAGAGUAACAAUAAUAAUAAUAACAAUGUUCAAAUAGAAGACGAUAGUAGUGAUAGUAGCAUUGAUAGUGAAGACGAAGAUGAUGAAGAUAGCGACGAUGAGAGUGACACCGAACAGAUAUAUAAUAAUAGAAGAAAACCAAUUACACCAACCAAAGUAAAGAGCAGUGGUAGUAAUAGUAAUAGUCCUGCUAAGAAUAUCUCACAUAUUAGACAAGUAACAGUUGUACUCGGUGGUAAGAAACUGAAUGGCAGCAGCAACAACAAUGGUCAUGGACAUAUCGAUAAUAAGAAGAGAGACUAUCAUGAUGACCAAGAUACCGACAAUCACAAUCAAUUGAAAAAGAGAAAAUUGUUAUUUACAACCACAAAUAAUAAUAAUAAUAACAAAGUAAUAGUUGAAGAAGAUGAAGAAGAGAAUAUAAAUAUAGAAAAGACAUCAUCUUCAUCAAGUAACUCAUCAUCAUCAUCGAUUGAAUCAUCUCCACCACUCAUUUCAAGUGCCUCUAAAUUUGUACCACUUUCAUUUAGAAAGAAAAAGAAAUAA
Heterostelium album PN500 is the source of this 2856-nucleotide messenger RNA. RefSeq names its product SAM domain-containing protein (gene dotA). NCBI's taxonomy places the organism in Eukaryota, Evosea, Eumycetozoa, Acytosteliales, Acytosteliaceae. The record is from RefSeq and is a predicted model, not a curated record. The coding region runs from base 1 to 2856 and encodes 951 amino acids. The transcript has 2 exons.